Larimichthys crocea (large yellow croaker) is the source of this 5508-nucleotide messenger RNA. RefSeq names its product adaptor related protein complex 2 subunit alpha 1 (gene ap2a1). The record is from RefSeq and is a predicted model, not a curated record. Gene Ontology annotation, cellular component: membrane coat; AP-2 adaptor complex. Lineage: Eukaryota; Metazoa; Chordata; Actinopteri; Sciaenidae. The coding region runs from base 765 to 3716 and encodes 983 amino acids. The transcript is spliced from 22 exons. Gene Ontology annotation, molecular function: clathrin-cargo adaptor activity. Gene Ontology annotation, biological process: intracellular protein transport; clathrin-dependent endocytosis.
GGACGCGUGCACGAGUACGCCGCGCGGUCACGUCGUAGGCUCUUCUGUCACGAGCUUUAUCCAAGCGGCGGAGUGGAGGCUGGAGAAUUAGAGCGGACAUCAAUUAUACAGGACAGCUUAUUUCGCUCAUUUAGUGCGUGUUCGACAGAACAGGGCGUCGUUCAGCUCGCUGCUUGGCAGUUAAGACUCUCCGCUGAGUGUUUCCGGUCAGCCGGUGAUGUAUUCCAGCGUUUGAACGAUAUUGCUAGCCAGCUAGCUAGCUAGCUGUGAAGCUAGCUUUACGGUGCGUGACUCGAAGUAACUUAACGUUCUGCUCCCGAAGGUUAUUUUCAUUAGCACGUCCGACUGCAGUUACCAGAAGGACAUCCAAACAGUCGGUGUUUGUAACUUUGGUUAGUGAAUAUUGUCGGUGUGCGCGCGGAGCUCCUAAUCCUAGCUAGAUAAGGAUUGAAUGAAAUAACGUUAGCUCGCCAUAGCCAGCGGAAACGAGCCAGUUACCAGGGAUAACGUGAAAUUCUCCUGCUGCUGCUGCUUCAUCCACCACAUCCAGCUAAUCUAGCGAAUGCUAUCGGAGCUCGCCCCGCACAGGCACACUGUGAAGUCGAUCAUAGAGCUGGAGUAGACGGAUAGACCUGCGAAGAAGCUAGCUACUACCAAACGUCAAGUUGGCCGUCUUCCAGUCCAGUCCAGUCCAGUGUGAGAAGCUGACCGACGUCAGUUCAAUUCUACGGAUAAGGCCGGAGUGAGGACGGAAAGCUGCGAACAUGCCGGCGGUGUCGAAAGGAGACGGAAUGCGCGGAUUAGCGGUUUUCAUCUCGGACAUCAGAAACUGUAAGAGCAAGGAAGCAGAGAUAAAGCGCAUCAAUAAAGAGCUGGCCAACAUUCGCUCCAAGUUUAAAGGCGACAAGGCUCUGGAUGGUUACAGCAAGAAAAAGUAUGUCUGCAAGCUGCUCUUCAUCUUCCUCCUUGGCCAUGACAUUGACUUUGGACACAUGGAGGCAGUCAACUUGCUGAGCUCCAACAAGUACACAGAGAAACAGAUCGGCUACCUGUUCAUUUCAGUGCUGGUAAACAGCAACAGUGAGUUGAUCCGUCUGAUCAACAAUGCCAUCAAGAACGACCUGUCCAGCCGCAACCCCACCUUCAUGUGCCUGGCGCUUCACUGUAUUGCGAAUGUGGGAAGCCGUGAGAUGGCUGAAGCCUUUGCCAGCGAGAUCCCUCGGAUUCUGGUUGCUGGUGAUACGAUGGACAGUGUGAAACAGUCAGCUGCCCUGUGUCUGCUGCGCCUCUAUAAGACCUCUCCUGACUUGGUGUUGAUGGGCGAGUGGACGUCACGUGUGGUGCACCUGCUCAACGACCAACACAUGGGUGUGGUGACAGCAGCCAUCUCUCUCAUCACUUGUCUGAGCCAGAAGAAUCCAGAUGAGUUCAAGACCUGUGUUUCCCUGGCUGUUUCUCGACUCAGCAGGAUUGUGUCGUCGGCCUCCACUGACCUUCAGGAUUACACCUACUACUUUGUCCCAGCACCGUGGCUCUCCUGCAAGCUUCUGCGCCUGCUGCAGUGCUACCCUCCACCAGAAGAUGGCGCUGUCAAGGGCCGUCUGGUAGAAUGUCUGGAAACCAUCCUCAAUAAGGCCCAGGAGCCACCAAAAUCCAAGAAGGUGCAGCACUCCAAUGCCAAGAAUGCUAUCCUGUUUGAGGCUAUCUCACUUAUCAUCCACUAUGACAGUGAGCCAAACCUGCUGGUGCGAGCCUGUAACCAACUGGGCCAGUUCCUGCAGCACAGAGAGACUAACCUGCGCUACCUGGCUCUGGAAAGUAUGUGUACUCUGGCCAGCUCCGAAUUUUCCCAUGAAGCCGUCAAGACACACAUCGAGACCGUGAUCAACGCCCUCAAGACUGAGAGGGAUGUGAGUGUUCGACAGAGGGCAGCGGAUCUGCUGUAUGCCAUGUGUGAUCGCAGCAAUGCCAAGCAGAUCGUAGCCGAGAUGCUCAGCUAUCUUGAGACAGCAGACUACUCCAUCAGAGAGGAGAUGGUGCUAAAAGUGGCCAUACUUGCAGAGAAGUAUGCCGUCGAUUACUCCUGGUAUGUGGACACUAUUCUCAACCUCAUUCGCAUUGCUGGUGACUAUGUCAGCGAAGAGGUGUGGUAUCGUGUCAUCCAGAUCGUCAUCAACCGAGACGAUGUGCAGGGCUACGCUGCCAAGACAGUCUUUGAGGCUUUGCAGGCUCCUGCUUGCCAUGAAAACAUGGUGAAGGUUGGAGGCUACAUUCUGGGAGAGUUUGGUAACCUUAUUGCUGGUGACCCACGCUCCAGCCCCCUGGUUCAGUUUAACCUUCUGCACUCCAAGUUCCAUCUGUGUUCCGUGCCCACCCGUGCCCUGCUGCUGUCAGCCUACAUCAAGUUUAUCAACCUAUUCCCAGAGACUAAGGCCACCAUCCAAGAGGUUCUGCGCUGCGACAGCCAGAUCCGCAACUCAGAUGUGGAACUGCAGCAACGUGCUGUCGAGUAUCUGAAACUUUCUUCUAUCGCGAGUACCGACGUCCUGGCCACUGUCCUGGAGGAGAUGCCUCCUUUCCCAGAGAGGGAGUCAUCAAUCCUGGCUAAGUUGAAGAAGAAGAAGGGGCCUGGUGCUGUUUCUGUGACAGAGCUGGAAGACAACAAGAGAGAGGGUGGCGAGUUGAAUGGAGGGGGUGACCGAGGGCCAGACACAGCAGCCAUGGCUGCCUCCAACGCUUCAACCCCAUCACCAUCAGCAGACCUCCUCGGGAUUCGUUCUGCUGCCCCCAUUGGUGCUGCCCCAGCCAACGCUGGCAGCCUAUUGGUGGAUGUGUUUUCUGAGGCAGGGCCUGCCGCACCAUCUGCUGCUGUGAAUGACGACGGCUUCCUAAGAGAUCUGGAACAGCCCACAGAGACCUCUGACUCCCUAUUGGUGGAGGGUUCUGGUGAUUCGGACUCUGCUCCUCCCUCUGAGGAUCCUGCCCCUCCUCUGUCUGAGGCAGACGAACUUCUCAACAAGUUUGUGUGCAAGAAUAAUGGAGUUCUGUUUGAGAAUCAACUGCUACAGAUCGGCAUCAAGUCAGAGUAUCGCCAGAAUCUGGGGAGAAUGUACUUAUUCUACGGUAACAAGACAUCAGUGCAGUUUGCCAGCUUCACCACCACAGUCAGCUGUCCUGGGGAGCUCCAGUCUCAGCUCAAUGUUCAGACCAAACCAGUGGAACCACUGGUAGAGGGUGGAGCUCAGAUCCAACAGGUCCUCAACAUCGAGUGUCUGACUGACUUCUCUGAUGCCCCACUGCUCAACAUCAAGUUCAGAUAUGGUGGAGCGCUGCAGAACCUGACCCUCAAGUUGCCUGUCACCAUCAACAAGUUCUUCCAGCCAACUGAGAUGACCUCACAUGACUUCUUCCAGCGCUGGAAACAGCUUAGCCAGCCUCAGCAAGAAGCCCAAAAGAUAUUUAAGGCCAACCACAGCAUGGACACUGAAGUACUUAAGGCUAAGCUACUGGGACUAGGAACGGCCCUGCUGGACAACGUCGAUCCAAACCCGGAGAACUAUGUUUGUGCUGGAGUGAUUCAGACUAAGGGCCAGCAGGUUGGCUGUCUGCUAAGACUGGAACCAAAUGCCCAGGCUCAGAUGUACCGUCUGACUCUGCGCUGCAGCAAGGACUCUGUGUCCAGGCGUCUCUGCGAGCUGCUGGCCGAACAGUUCUAGAGUCCAGACCUACCAUGACCAGUACUCCCACCAUCCCCACCAGCGACCUCUCCCUCGAGCCCUCCUGCCACACCUUUCCUCCUCCCUCCAACAAAGAAUCUUUGAGUAAAAAAAAGUUGUAACCUACAUAAGGGAAAAAGCAGCCACUGCUAGCAGCAGCGGCAUUAUUAUUGUCAUUAUUCUUGUCCCAGAUUCUGAUUCCAGUUCAUCUUCUUCUUGUUUAUUAACAUGAUGCUAUAUUCUUGAUUUUGUUGGUGUUUACCUGUGCGUGCGUGCGUGCGUGCGUGCGUGCGUGCGUGCGGCGUGCGUGCGUGCGUGCGUGUGUGUGUCCCAUGGUUGUACUGGGGUCCCAUUUUGCUCCAUCCUUACUCUGUGUGUGUGCGAUUUUAUUUGAAUUGCUAGAACAUUCCUUGAAGUCAACUUGGUAAAGCUGUUGAUCACGCACAUGCACUCGCCCCCGCGCUGCACAUUCACACACUUUUUCACACACACUCACACUCACACGCACAGUGGUUCUGGUAGGACUGACUGAUGAAGUGAGACCUGAGGGUCCAGCACUCUGAUCUGUGCUGCUUUUGCCCACUAAUUUCUGUGAAGCAUUCCAACUGAAAAAUGUGCUUUGGAUCCUCUUUGAGGCCCUCCGGCAUGAACCCCCCUACUUUAUCACCUGAUCCCACUCCUGAAGCCCUGUAGUAAUUAAUUUCAAUGAACGAGUACACUUCUUUAUGUUCUUGAUGUGUAUGUAAAUAUGUGCCAGUGUAUUACUUUAUUGCUUUCUGAGACAUUCCCAUCAUACUGGUUUAGAAGGCCUGAGAUUAUCUGAUCCAAGCCGCCCAGCAGGAGGAUAGCACAGAAUGGACACUAUGUAGCUGAUGGGUACAGGGAGGAGACUCGUAUUAAAACACAGUCAGUGACAGUCUGUUAAAAAACAGUCUUGUCUGUGAGAUUUCUGCUUUAUUAUAAGCAUUUCCAAACAUUUACAAGAAAGAAAACUUUAGUUAUGAGGACUAACACAUAUCUGAUUAAGUUCCCCACCUCUAAUGAAGAUCAUCACACAGCUGCUUCUCUUAGCUUUUCAAUGGUAGGCACCUCCAUCUUAAAGGAUGCUGGUGGUGGCUGAGGUUGCAGCACCAGUGUUUAUAUAGAGUCCUAUUGAUUUUCCAGCACCAACAUGUUUGAUUUUAUUCCAGGCAAGACACAGAAUAGUCUGAUGUACAUAUGCAUACAUUCAUAUUCCUGCGCCUGCAGCCAAGCAUUUAUAGAGGAGAUCAAUGCCAACACACACAAUUGACACACAACCACUACAAUACACGUUUAGAGAACACAGAUGUCCAACAAGCUGAAAAUGUUUGGAUCCACAGUUUUUUAACUCUUCCCAGGCUUCCUCUCACGCACAAGCACUGAUGUCGUGAGAGAGGAUAGGAUGUAUGACACCCAGAUGUCCAUUACAACUACAGGGGACUCUAUAUGUGUGUGUGAAUGUGUGUGUGGCUGUAAGCAGGUAAGAAAAAAAAAAAAAAAAAAAAAAGCCUAAAGACAUUUCUAAUACAUGGUCACAUUACAUUCUGUGGCUGCACAGCAAUCACAGGACAUUGAACUUUGUUGUGGAAAAUGUAGUCAUUUUGUCAUUCUGUGAGUGUAUGUGAGUUUGUGUGUGGGUGUGUCUAUGCAGUAUCCACUAGCUAAUGCAGCCUCAUGUAUCGGUGUUAAGAACCUGUCCAAUACCUGUGUUAGAAUUAAGAGUUACUCUGUAAUGAAAAAAUGUGAAAGUAAAACUAUGCCAUAUAUCCAA